Messenger RNA from Uranotaenia lowii, 5877 nucleotides. RefSeq lists its product as uncharacterized. The record is from RefSeq and is a predicted model, not a curated record. Gene Ontology annotation, biological process: DNA integration. NCBI's taxonomy places the organism in Eukaryota, Metazoa, Arthropoda, Insecta, Diptera, Culicidae. The transcript has a single exon. The coding region runs from base 1 to 5877 and encodes 1958 amino acids. Gene Ontology annotation, molecular function: nucleic acid binding.
AUGGCAUCGUGUGGAAAACAGGAUUUUACAUCAACCCCUUGCGAGUCGUGUGGUCAAGUAUCCACACAAGAUGAAGGAAUGGUCGGAUGCAACGGUUGUGCAGGGUGGUUCCACUACCGUUGCGUUGGAGUCACGGACGAGGUCAAAAAACAGAAGAAAUGGUUCUGUCCGUCCGAAGCUUGUCAGCAGUUGUACGCCAAGUAUCAGAAGAAGCAAGAAGCCGGUCGUAAAGGCGCUACGAAGAAAACCGAUGGCUCAGAUAAGUCGAGCACGACAUCUGAACAACGGCCAAAUCUCCUCAGCGAUAAUAAGGAUGAAACAAUUGUUACUCGGGACGAAAACCAACAGAUUAGAAAAGAGAAACUCGAUGUGGAAAGAAGGCAAGCGUUCGAAAAACAAGAUUUGGAAAUUGAAUCAUUGGCAAAGCAGUAUGGCAUCGAAACAGAAAUACGUGAGAGGCAAAUCAAGUUGGAACAACAGAUGUUUGAAAGGGCUUUGGAAGACAAGCGAAUGCAUUUACAAAAACUCAAAGCUAUGCGCGAAUCUUAUCAAUCUAAAAUGGACGCUCUUGAUAAAGAAUUAGCAGAAUUCAGCUUGCAAUCUCAAACUGUGCUGCCAAAGGGUACUCGUGGUAAAACUUCGACUCCUUUACGCCAACUUGAUCAACAAUGCUGGAAAGCACCUGGUGAGUCACUGAAGAGUAGAAACUACACUAAGAAAACUACAGUAUUGGAUUCGGAACCUAGCUCGACUGAUAGUUCCUCGAGUAGCUCCCUCUCUGAUUUCACCGAUAGUUCAUCGUCAUGUUCAUCAACUAGUUCAAAGGCUGCUUUACAAGGGAAUCAAACUAGACCUUCAAAAGCACAAUUGACGGCACGCAAUGGAAUCAAUCGAAGACUUCCACCUUUCUCAGGAAAGCCGGAAGAAUGGCCACUUUUUCUGAGCAGCUACACAUCCUCUACAGAGGCGUGCGGUUACAAUAACAUCGAAAACUUAGUUCGCCUCCAGGAAAGCCUAACAGGACCGGCCUUGGAAAAUGUACGUGGACUCCUGCUGUAUCCUAAAUCUGUACCCAAAGUCAUCAAAAAAUUACGCAAAUUAUACGGUCGUCCGGAGAUCCUGUUGCAACACUACAUCGACAAAGUACGUAAAUUGGAAUCUCCAAAAGCAGAAAAGUUAACGACUUAUAUUCCGUUCGGAAAUGCGGUAGAACAGCUUUGCAGUCACUUGGAAGCAUCUGGUUUGUAUGCGCACUUGAUCAACCCUACUUUGAUCCAGGAUCUUGUAAACAAAUUGCCGGCAAUAAACAAACGAGAGUGGGUACGGUAUAAAAGGAGAAAAUCCACCGUGAAUCUACGCACAUUUGCAAAAUUCAUUUCUAAAAUUGUGUCUGAAAUUUGCGAAACAAAUGUCGAUGUAGAAUCCGUACUAGAUUCUCAAAAACCAAGAACCAAGGAAAGAGUAGUUUUCACUCACAGCGUUGAAGAACGACAAACACUCACAGCACAAAAACCAUGUAAAGCAUGUGGGCGUACGGAUCAUCGUCUACGCUUCUGCGAUGAAUUCAAGAAAAUGUCUGAGGAGCAGCGUUUUGACCUUGCGGAGAAGUGGAAACUGUGCCAUAUUUGCCUGAAUGAGCAUGGACGGCUGCCAUGCAGAUUCCACCGAAUAAAAUGUGACGUUGCUGGAUGUCGCGAUCGUCAUCAUACACUCCUCCACCCAUCAACCUGCCCAACUGUAUCUCUAAACACGCACUUCCCUGAUUCCUCCAGUAUUAUGUUUCGCAUGAUACCUGUCAGUCUUUACUUUGCGGAUAAAGUUGUGAGUACUCUUGCCUUUCUCGACGAAGGCGCAUCAGUUACGUUGAUCGAAAACUCACUGGCAGCAAAACUGAAUCUAGUAGGUGAGUCGGAUCCGUUAACCAUCAAAUGGACAGCAGACGUGUCGCGCACCGAAAAGGACUCCAUCAGAGCGGACGUCGAAAUAUCGUCAGGGACUAACGAUCAUCGAUGGCAGCUAAGGAAUGUUCGAACAGUUUCGCAGCUCCUCCUUCCAAUGCAAGUUCUAGAUACUAAAGAACUUAAACAGCAAUAUCCUUUCCUCGCCGAAGUACCAGUUCAGUCUUACCAAGCCGAGCGACCCGGACUCUUAAUCGGACUCAAUAACUUGGAGAUUAUAGCACCAUUAGAAACGAAGGUGGGGAAUAUUGGUGAACCAAUAGGCGUACGUUCGAAAUUAGGUUGGUCAGUGUAUGGUCCAGUUAAGGAGUCACCGUUUACCACCUCGAGUGGAUAUGUUGGGGUUCAUGUACAACCUACCAACCAAGAAAUCUACAACCUGUUAAAAUUCCAAUACUCGGUGGAAGAGAACCUUAGUUCGGUUUCGCCUGAAUCAAAGGAGGAACAAAGAGCUCGUAAAAUCAUGGAAGCAACCACCGUACGAAUCGGUAACCGAUUCGAAACAGGCUUACUUUGGAGAACAGAUGAUCCUUGGUUCCCUGAUGGUUAUGGAAUGGCAUUGAGGCGAAUGGAAGAACUAGAACGAAGACUCGCAAAUAAACCACAAUUGUUCUCAAAUGUUCGCACACAAAUUGAGCAAUACUUGCAGAAGGGAUACGCGCACAUAGCGACAGCGGAAGAACUUUCGGUAGCCAAUGCCAGCAAAACGUGGUACCUACCAUUAAACGUGGUUUUAAAUCGAAAUAAGCCCAAUAAAGUUCGUCUGGUUUGGGAUGCGGCGGCAACCGUUAAAGGAAUCUCGCUCAAUUCCCAAUUGAUGAAGGGUCCGGAUAUGACGGUGUCUCUGCCGUCUGUCAUCAGUCGCUUCCGAGAACGACGUUUAGCCUUUGGUGCAGAUAUUCGGGAGAUGUACCAUCAAAUCCAAAUUAGGGCAGAAGACAAACAGGUACAACGGUUUCUUUUCCGGGAAGAUCGUUCGAAGCCACCGACGAUCUAUAUCAUGGAUGUGGCCACUUUUGGGGCAACAUGCUCCCCAUGCUCUGCCCAGUAUAUCAAAAACUUGAAUGCGCGUGAGUAUGCAACGGAAUAUGCUGAGGCUGCUGCUGCGAUAGUUGAAAACCACUACGUUGACGACUAUUAUGACAGCGUGGAUACGCUGGAUCAAGCGGUCGGAUUAGCCACCCAAGUGCGAGAUAUUCAUGCCAGAGGAGGAUUCGAAAUUCGAAACUGGGUUUCGAAUUCUGAAGAAAUGCUUUUAAAUUUGGGAGAACCCAAUGAGGAACAGGCUAUCAAAUUCAACAAGUGUAAAGAAACAGACACUGAACGGGUGUUAGGAAUCAUUUGGAACCCCCACGAUGACGUUUUCUGCUUUUCCACUGCGCAUCGUGAUGAAGUUCGACAGUAUUUAAGUGGGAACUCACGACCGACAAAACGGAUUGUCCUGAGUUGUGUUAUGGGAUUUUUUGAUCCGCUAGGGCUUCUUUCUCCCUUCACAAUUCUAGGCAAGAUGUUAAUCCAGGACUUGUGGAGGACUGGAUGUGAGUGGGAUGAAGCCAUAGAUGACAACUCUUUUGAUAAAUGGAAAAAAUGGACCGAAAUAAUGUCUCAAGUGGAAAGCCUUCGUAUUGAUCGAUGUUACCUCGGAAAUUUACAUUCAAAAGAAAUUGAAUCACUGGAAAUGCAUGUAUUCACAGAUGCCAGUGAGUAUGCUUAUGGCUGUGCAGUCUACUUCCGCGUAAAAUGGGCCAAUGGUGUGAAGGUUUCAUUGGUGAUGUCGAGCGCAAAAGUGGCCCCACUGAAGCGAAUAUCGGUGCCGCGCCUGGAGCUCAUGGCAGCAGUCCGUGGAGCAAAGUUGAUGAAAACGGUUCAGCAAAAUCAUCGACUGAAGGUUGGAAAAUGUACCCUGUGGACGGAUUCCCGAACCGUACUCAGCUGGAUUCGAUCUGAAGCCCGUAACUAUCAACAGUUCGUGUCAUUCCGUAUCGCUGAAGUACAGGACCUUACAAAUACAUCAGACUGGCGAUGGGUUCCCAGUAAGCAGAACAUCGCUGACAUCCUCACUAAAUGGGGAACGGGAUCUCCCUUGGACAUGGACGGCGCUUGGUAUCGAGGACCCGCAUUUUUGUAUGAACCAGAAAGCCGCUGGCCAGAACAAAUCAACUCACCCAGUAACACCCCGGAAGAAAUAAAACCAUGUGUUUUACUCCAUCAUGAUGGUGCCCCACGACUUCCACUCAUUCCCGUGACUAAUAUGUCAACUUGGAAUCGAAUUUCACGAGUAACUGCUACAGUUAUCAGGUACAUUGACAAUCUAAAAAGAAAAAAAAAUGGAGAGCCGUUGUUCUGUGCCAAGUUGAAAGAAUCGCAAGUACUGAAACUACAGAUUAAAUGUAAAAAAGUGAAAUGUCCUCUUCAAAGCGAAGAGCUCCAAAGAGCUGAUUCUAUCUUAUGGAAGCAAGCUCAAAACGAUGGCUUUCCUGAUGAAAUUCGCAGAUUAUCAAAAUUUACAGAAAGUGGUCGCAACGAAACAAGAUAUCCUUUACCAACAAGCAGCAAACUGUUCAAGCUUACACCCAUCGUAGAUGAAAAGGGAGUUCUACGAGUUAAAGGCAGGAUGGAGAAAGCCGAACACCUACCAUUUGACAAACGUCACCCUAUAAUUCUGCCCCGUGAUCACAUUAUAACUUUGCGAAUUAUUCAACAUUAUCACGAACUGUUAGGACAUGGCAACCGCGAGACGGUGUUCAACGAAGUGCAACAAAAAUUUUACAUCAUAGGAUUACGCGGCGUGAUUCGAACGGUAGCCAAAAGUUGUGUUUGGUGCAAAGUUCACCGUUGUGUUCCACGAGCUCCGAUGAUGGCACCGUUACCUAUACAACGCGUAACCCCUCAAUUGGGACCAUUUCAAGCUGUCGGUGUGGAUUACUUAGGCCCGCUUGAAGUAACGGUGGGUCGGCGCAAGGAGAAAAGAUGGGUCGCUGUUUUUACGUGUGUAUCUAUUAGAGCGAUACACCUAGAAGUAGUUUACACCUUAUCUACACCAUCGUGCCUUAUGGCAAUACGUAGAUUCGUAUGCAAACAAGGAGUACCCUCAGACAUCUUUUCCGACAAUGGCACGAACUUCACGGGAGCCUGGAAUGAGAUGCAGAAACAGAUUUACUACGAAUGUGCUGAAGCUAUGACCACUCCUCGAACAAAGUGGCAUUUCAACCCCCCAGGAACCCCCCACAUGGGUGGCAUCUGGGAAAGGAUGGUGCGCUCAGUAAAGGAAGCUAUGAAAGCAUUGGACGAUGGAAGGAAGCUAACGGAUGAGAUCCUCUGGACUACUCUAUCCGAAGUCCAAGAUAUGAUUAAUUUACGACCCCUGACGUACAAAUCCCAGGAUGUUAUGGAGGACGAAUCGUUAACCCCAAACCAUUUCCUGAGGACUGUUAAAGCGGAAGAAUUUCAACCCAAAACUGAGACAGAACUAGCUGAUGCGUUAAGAAACAUUUUUCAGAGAUCACAGUUCUUAGCGGAUAGAGCUUGGCAACGUUGGUUGAAAGAAUACUUACCAUCAAUUAAUCGGCGUACGAAGUGGUUCCAAGAACAAAGAAACAUCAAGAAAGACGAUCUGGUAUUUGUAGUGACUGGAAGGGACCGGAACCAGUGGGUUCGAGGAAUUGUCGACGAAAUAUUCGAAGGACGUGACGGGAAGGUUCGACAGGCUUUGAUCAGAACUGCCAAAGGGGUAAACCGACGAAGUGUAAUUAACCUUGCAGUGUUGGAGCUAGGUAUUGAAGAAAAGGGUAAAACCGGAAAAUCUAGAGAUUUACCGGAGUUACGUGUGGGGGGUGUUGACGCGGCCCAUAGUGGUCAGAUGUCAAAUCAAAUAACCCAUACUACAAAGGCAGGAACAGAGAGGAAAUUGCUAAAAUAA